AUGGCUGUUGUGUUGCCACAUCACUUCUUCCUUUCACCACCACCAUCACCAUCCACCCCACCGUCUCAAGCCACAACUGCCUGCACCAACGGUGUUGACAACGCCAACAACAACGACACUGGUGACAACAACAACAGCAACGCUGAUGACAACCAUGGAUGGGUGGGAAUGACGGCGAGCAGAAGGCCCAGAUCCACCACCACAAACGGCCCACCACCACACCACACCAAUGUCAACGACCACCCACCACCACGACUGCCCACCAAUGAAGACCAGCCCCCACCAAUGUCAAUGACCGCCCACGGAUGUCAACAACUGCCCAUGAAGACAAGCACCGACAAAAGCAACUGCCCAUGGAUGUGA
Laccaria bicolor S238N-H82 is the source of this 363-nucleotide messenger RNA. RefSeq lists its product as uncharacterized. NCBI's taxonomy places the organism in Eukaryota, Fungi, Basidiomycota, Agaricomycetes, Agaricales, Hydnangiaceae. The coding region runs from base 1 to 363 and encodes 120 amino acids. The transcript has 2 exons. The record is from RefSeq and is a predicted model, not a curated record.